Messenger RNA from Phytomonas sp. Hart1, 1559 nucleotides. Lineage: Eukaryota; Euglenozoa; Kinetoplastea; Trypanosomatida; Trypanosomatidae. The record is from the annotation of a GenBank genome assembly.
UACAUUCACAUCUUUUAAUGCAAAAUUGAAGGACCCUUUUUUUUCAUCCUUUACUAUCAGCUAAAAAUAAUAACCAUAGAGCAGAAUGUAUCUUUAAAUUUGAAACACGCACACGGACACAGUCUCCGAUAAUGACAAAGUCUUAUAGAAACGACAUAUAAAAAGCAAUCUAUAUGUGAGAAACUCCAUGCAUAACACCAAACCCGGUGUGCUAUUAAACACCAAAGAAGCCUGGGGAUAUCGUUUACUUUUAGAAUGUUGUGUUUAACCAAAGCACACUAAAUCGUUUGGUCUUCUUUACUUAAAUACGACCCUGAUAAACUAUAGAAAAACAAAUAAGAAGGCGCUUCCGCUGUAUCGGAAUUGUCGAACGCUACUGCGUCGGAGUGGGUGCGUCUGUUUAAAUGACAUAGGAAAGUGCUAUCACGAGCGUACAACAGAUGCUAAGCAUUUCGAAUCAGAUUCAUUAGUAUGCUCAAAAUCACCGCCGAGUUACACUCUGGUGACGGACACUUAUUAUUAGGAUGCCAAUGGCUGCAGCAUCACCAUCUCAUCCCCAGAUUACACCCUUCAAACCCUUUUCGUAGAAUGUUUGAUCGGUCAGGACUAGCUGAAACUAUCUUAUCGUUUUUUUUUUGUCUACAAUCGUUAGAGGUUCGGCGGGGACAACGCUUAAUUGUGGAUAUUGUGUGCAUCGAAUUAACCACCUGGAGAACCUCAUGGAAAUAGACGCCACCACUAACGCCGCAACGACCUUAAUCGGAGAGAAAAAUGAAGUUUUGAGACUGUUGCAGUUAAAUCCAAAGGACACACCAACUAUGAAAGAAAUUCACCUAUGUUAUGAAAAAUGGUUGGAGAAGUGAGCUUAUCUGUAUGUCGAACGUUUCCGUCAAGGACUUGCAUGUGCGCGUAUAUGAUUCUUUGAAGUUAUUCAGCCCUUUGAAUAUUCCUAUUUUCAUAAUCCAAGAUAAAGCUGAAAAGAGAGAUAUAUCUGAAUCAAAAUACAAAAAUAUAUUAAAAUACAGAAUUUUGGAGGGGAGGGGCAUGGAACCUGAAACUAAUUAGGCAAGACCACAUGCAGGAUGCAGAGAAAAAGUGUAAUAAUCUAUUUCAAUUUCAUUGUUUAUGCUAAACCUAACGUAGAUAAUAAGAGAAAGGGUUGAAUUUAUUCUUUGCAUCAUAUUCACAUGAAGAGGAGUAACACAUUUCAAACAUCGAGUUUGACACUCACAGAAAAAAAAUGCUUUUUGAGCACACAUCUCGACAACGGUGAUAUAAUGUGCCCUAUAAUCCCUGAAGAGGAAGAGAUUGUCUAUGCGAGUGAUCAAGUUAGGGAGAAGGAUAAACAAAUGAAGUCGAUGACCAAGUGUAGCACGCAACCUGAAGGAGUAAGGAUUUAUAAGGAGAAACCUGUUUUUAUGUUUAACUUCUCUUUCAGCAUUAUUAUUGGCUUUUCGAUAUGGGCUUGCAUUGCUCUCGUAGUUUUUCUACUUGCGCGUCUAAACAUUUUUAACAGAAGUAAUCAGGUCUGUUCAGACACAAAGGAUAGAGGACUGUAA